CAAUAAUUAAUAGCAACUCCUAAUAAGCACUGCUACUACCUAGCUAACGAGCUAGAGCUAUAGUGAUAAAAGAAUAAGAAAGUAAAGAAAAUAAUAAUGGCUGAUCAUACUACUGAAGGUUUAGGAGAGCCUGGAAGCUCGAUGCAUGGAGUCACCGGAAGAGAGCAGAGCUUCGCUUUCUCGGUGGCUUCUCCGAUGGUCCCAACCGAUACAACUGCGAAGUUCGAUUUGCCAGUGGAUUCAGAACACAAGGCUAAAGUGUUUAAGCUAUUCUCAAUGGCCAAUCCCCACAUGAGAACCUUCCAUCUCUCUUGGGUUUCCUUCUUCACUUGCUUUGUCUCUACAUUCGCAGCGGCCCCUCUCGUUCCCAUUAUACGGGACAACCUUAAUCUUACCAAAGUUGACAUUGGAAACGCCGGUGUUGCCUCUGUGUCGGGAAGUAUCUUCUCUAGGCUUGUGAUGGGAGCAGUGUGCGAUCUUUUGGGACCCAGAUAUGGAUGUGCUUUUCUCAUCAUGCUUUCUGCCCCAACAGUGUUUUGCAUGUCGUUUGUGUCCUCGGCGGGCGGGUACACGGCGGUGCGUUUCAUGAUUGGCUUUUCACUGGCGACGUUCGUGUCUUGCCAAUACUGGAUGAGCACCAUGUUCAAUAGUAAGAUCAUAGGACUUGUCAAUGGAACCGCCGCCGGGUGGGGAAACAUGGGCGGAGGAGCCACUCAGCUUCUGAUGCCUGUUGUGUAUGAGGUGAUCCGCAAAGCUGGUGCCACACCUUUUACAGCUUGGAGGAUUGCCUUCUUCAUUCCCGGAUGGCUUCACGUCAUCAUGGGUAUUUUGGUCUUAACUCUUGGUCAGGACUUGCCCGAUGGGAACCUUGGUGCCCUACAAAAGAAGGGUGAUGUUGCCAAAGACAAAUUUUCCAAGGUGUUAUGGUACGCCAUCACCAACUACAGGACAUGGAUCUUUGUCCUUCUCUACGGAUACUCCAUGGGUGUUGAAUUGUCCACUGAUAAUGUCAUUGCUGAAUAUUUCUAUGACAGGUUCAAUCUCAAGCUACACACUGCUGGUAUCAUAGCGGCUUCAUUCGGCAUGGCUAACCUCUUGGCUCGUCCCUUCGGCGGGUGGGCGUCAGACGUGGCGGCUCGACACUUUGGGAUGAGAGGCAGACUGUGGACCCUUUGGAUUCUCCAAACCAUGGGAGGUGCCUUCUGCAUUUGGCUAGGCCGCGCCAACACACUCCCCCUGGCAGUGUUCUCCAUGAUCCUCUUCUCCAUCGGAGCUCAAGCAGCUUGCGGAGCAACAUUCGGCAUCAUUCCCUUCGUCUCUCGAAGAUCUUUGGGAAUCAUAUCAGGGUUAACCGGUGCAGGAGGGAACUUUGGUUCUGGAUUGACCCAACUAGUGUUCUUCUCCACUUCUCGAUUUUCAACGGCUACAGGACUAUCCCUUAUGGGAGUCAUGAUUUGUGCUUGUACUUUACCUGUCACCUUAGUUCAUUUCCCACAGUGGGGUAGCAUGUUCUUUCCUCCUUCCAAGGAUAUCGUCAAAUCUACUGAAGAGUCUUACUACGAAGCUGAGUGGACUGAGGAAGAAAAGUCCAAGAAUUUGCAUCAGAAUAGCAUCAAGUUUGCCGAGAACAGUAGGUCAGAGCGUGGUCGACGCGUUGCUUCUGCUCCAACUCCCCCAAAUGUUACCCCUUCCCACGGUCAUGUGUAGAGGGGAGGAAACAUAGUUAAUUUAUACAACAAAUAUGAAUUUCAUGUGUUUCUAAAGUCAACACACAAUUAAAGCAUAAAUUGUACAACUACCCUUCUUUUUGGUAGCUCAUUUGAGACAAGGACAUGAAAUGAAGACAAACUAUUUCUAGUCUUUUAUAUAAAUCUCUAAAUAUAUUUUCUCGCAUAUAGAAAUUCUUGUCGUAUAUAUAUCUUCUAUUGGCCACUAUAUUUUUAUUUCAAUUUAUCCAUUGCUUUACCUUUCUUCAAUAAUAUAUUAUUAAAAUAAAAACAAACUUUCAAUAUUAUUUAUAAUUCCAACUGAUAAAUAUAUGCCAUGUAAACCGUUCUUCAUCUUUUGGUCUUAUAUUAUGAAUUAAACCUUAGCAAGAAGCGGAGUUUAUUGAGAAAACUAUUUUUAAUCUUAAUCAAUGUAG
Cannabis sativa is the source of this 2143-nucleotide messenger RNA. Its product is annotated as high affinity nitrate transporter 2.4. NCBI's taxonomy places the organism in Eukaryota, Viridiplantae, Streptophyta, Magnoliopsida, Rosales, Cannabaceae. The record is from RefSeq and is a predicted model, not a curated record. The transcript has 4 exons. Bases 97 to 1707 code for a protein of 536 amino acids. Gene Ontology annotation, biological process: nitrate transmembrane transport; cellular response to nitrate. Gene Ontology annotation, cellular component: plasma membrane; plant-type vacuole membrane. Gene Ontology annotation, molecular function: nitrate transmembrane transporter activity.